Trypanosoma cruzi is the source of this 690-nucleotide messenger RNA. RefSeq lists its product as uncharacterized. Bases 1 to 690 code for a protein of 229 amino acids. The record is from RefSeq and is a predicted model, not a curated record. The transcript has a single exon. Lineage: Eukaryota; Euglenozoa; Kinetoplastea; Trypanosomatida; Trypanosomatidae.
AUGGAGGACGACUUCUUUCGUGUCUUUUUUUCUUUUUAUUUAAUUACUUUGUUCGGGGCUGGAAAGAUAAUGGUGAAAGGGGAAUUUUUUUUUGUAAUUGUUUUAAAUAAAUCUUGUAUGACUCGCCACUGCUUGGGCUGCGGUGCAGUCAUGAGUUUGAGCAGUCUUGUUACUUCUACCAUGCGGCUCUGCUGUACAUUUUGUUUUUGCGUUUCUUUACGUGCUCCGUUUCUUUUUUUACUUCUUUACAUCGUGUUUCUGCAGACACGCACAUGCACACGCACACAGAGUGCAAAUCACAGUGGAUUCGGAUGGUUCCUUUGCGGUGAGUGUGGCAACUACGUCUGGGUGCAGCUUUUUCCCGUGGGCAUGAAGCGAAGGGAGGAGAGAGGCAGCGCGCAGGGCGAGUGUCUCUUCCUGAUGGUGUGGGGGCGCUGCGUUGUGACCGCAUGGAGUGAGGCGGCGCGUCAUGGCUGGGUGAGGAUCCGCUUCGGCGUGUGUGGCUCUGUGGUGAUUGCUCGCUCCGUGUGCGUUGUGUGUUGGCUGCGGGGCUGCGGCCGUAUCCCGUUGGCCGUGGGAUUGAACUGGAGGCGAUGGUGGCGUUGGGUCUCUUCUCUUCCAUGGUGGGUGGCUGCUGGCGGUGUGUGCGUUUUUUGUGUGGAGGGCCGAAUCCUCUCACCCGCGGACUGA